Molecule: messenger RNA, 3139 nt
Organism: Cololabis saira (Pacific saury)
Lineage: Eukaryota; Metazoa; Chordata; Actinopteri; Beloniformes; Belonidae
Gene: dipk1c
Product: divergent protein kinase domain 1C
Exons: 8
Coding region: 379-1851 (490 amino acids)
Source: RefSeq, a predicted model, not a curated record
GCUGGAGAGUUUCUCCUCAAACAUCUAGAAUAUCUUCCGGCAUCUUGGACCUCUACAGUCGGAUAUUUGGACUCUUUUUUAUUGUCGCAUUUCCCAAGAUGAAAAAUAUUCCUCUUUGCUCCAUGAGAAGGAUUUCCAAGGACCUCGGUAAGGACCUGCAACAUCUGCAAAAUGACUGGAAACAGCUGCAAGUCCAGGUGGUUCUGCACUGGGGGCUCAACUGUAUGCAGAUGAUGCCGUUUACUCUGCUAGCCUGUGGAAACCUCCUCUGAGGGUUUAUCCAGCUGGUGGUGGGACUCUAACGGGACUGUAAAGUUCCACUGGUCUCUGUAGCUGAAGACCCAGAGACGGUUCCUGCCGGCCCCCACCCGUCCCAGCAUGCUCCCCGGAGGAGGGGCGUGGGCCCGGGGGGGCCGCGGCGGCAGGCUGGGGCUCCUGAGGUGGCUGGGGCUCCGGUUGUGGUCCAGACGGGGGACCCUGGUCUUCGCCCUGCUCUGGUUCGGGUCCUGGUUGCUCCUGAACGGUCUGGUCCUGGUCCACAGGACCAUCCUGUCUGACUUCUGCACCGACGACAAGAGCAAGAGGAUCCUGCAGCGACUGUGCCAGCAGUUCCAGCAGGGGGCGGUAGCGGGGGACCUGUGUGAGGACCUGUGUGUGCGGGAGCUGGUCCAGUACCGGCGCUGCCUCUACUACGAGACGGGGAAGAAGGUCCUGGAAGCUCGCUGGAGGAACCACCGCGUGGUGCUCAAGUCCAAGCUGGAGAACUUCAGCUCCUACGAGCCGCUGGGGCUGCUGGACUACCAGCAGGACGCAGGCGAGGAGCUGUCAGCUCUGGAUGUGGUUUUCUACGCUACUCUGGAGGUCCGGAACUCUCUGGGUCUGCUGCAGGACCAGGACCAGGACAUGGACCAGGAUCAGGACCAGGACCGGGACCGGCGGCCCAACGGUUCUCUGUCUCGGCUGCUGGAGCAGCAGCUCCGGGGCCACGACUACUCCAGGGCUGAGCUGGCGUCGCUGUGGGCCCUUCUGCAGCAGGAGGAGUACACCUUCCUCAGGAUCCUGCAGGACCUCAGCGUCCACGUGGCCCGGGUCCUCGGCUCCUGCGGACACUUCUACGCCGUGGAGUUCCUGUCGGCGGGCCACGCCUGGGACCAGAACCUGUUCUCCCUGGACCGGGACCCGGGGGGGCCUGGGGGCCCGGGGAGGGGCCCCCGCUCCGGGGGGCCCCGGGACUCGGUGCACCGCAUCGCGCUCAGCUUCCUGGACAUGGUGCAGCACUUCGACCGCGACUUCAGACACAAGCUGCACCUCUGCGACAUCAAGCCGGAGAACUUCGCCAUCCGGAAGGACCUGACGGUGGUAGCCAUCGACGUGGACAUGGUUUUCUUCGAGCCGAAGAUGAGGGACAUCCUGGAGCAAAACUGCAGCAGCGACGACGACUGCAACUUCUUCGACUGCACGUCCAGGUGCGACGGCGUCCGCCGCAGGUGCAGCCCGCGCCGCCGCAACAGCAACCUGCAGGUGAUCUGUGAGAAGAUCUUCAAGCCCUGGUUCUCCCCCACGCUGCUCGGGGCCAAAGCCGGGCUCCCUCUGCAGGUGGAGCACCUCAGGGCUCCCGUCUCAGACCUGUUGUGUUCCCUGCAGGUGGAGCUGCAGCGGGCGGUGCAGGACUGCUCCGACCUGGACGGGGGUCUGGACGAGGCCGAGGACGACCGAGGGGGGAGGGACGUCCACCGCCGUCUCCUGCACAUCCUGCAGCGCCUCCUGCUGGAGGACGACGGGGGGGACGAGGACGACGGGGGGGACGACGGGGGGGACGAGGACCACGUCCACACGGCACUGAACUUCUGAGGGGGUGGAGCCGGCGGGGAACCAGCAACCUCCACGUUUGGAUCGAAGACUCUGGUGCCUUUCGGACUCCGCCCCUCCCUCUCUGCUGGGCUUUGGCCCCGCCUCCUCAGCCCCCCCCGCGGCGGCGUCUGCUAGCCCUGCCUCCUCAGCCCCCCCCGCGGCGGCGUCUGCUAGCCCCGCCUCCUCAGCCCCCCCCCGCGGCGGCGUCUGCUAGCCUCGCCCGUCUCACGGUUCACUCUCAGGGCAAACGGACAAUUUCACCAAAACAGUUAUGAAUAUGUCGUAAUUUAUUCAGAGAGAUGUUUCUUUUUAUACCUGGAACGGUCAGGGCUAACACCUGGAACGGUUCGGGCUAACACCUGGAACGGUCAGGGCUAACACCUGGAACGGUUCGGGCUAACACCUGGAACGGUCAGGGCUAACACCUGGAACGGUUCCGGCUAACGCCUGGAACGGUCCGGGCUAACACCUGGAACGGUCCGAGCUAACACCUGGAACGGUCCGGGCUAACACCUGGAACGGUCCGGGCUAACACCUGGAACGGUCCGGCUAACACCUGGAACGGUCCAGGGUAACACCUGGAACGGUCCGGACUAAGACCUGGAACGGUCCGGGCUAACACCUGGAACGGUCCGGGCUAACACCUGGAAUGGUCCGGGCUAACACCUGGAAUGGUCCGGCUAACCCCUGGAACGGUCCGGACUAACACCUGGUACGGUCCGGGCUAACACUUGGAACGGUCGGGGCUAACACCUGGAACGGUCCGGGCUAACACCUGGAACGGUUCGGGCUAACACCUGGAACGGUACGGGCUAACCCCUGGAACGGUCCGGGCUAACACCUGCAACGGUCCGGGCUAAAUGAUGAAGUUCUGCUUUAAAGCCACCCUAUGUAGUAACAGCACCCCUGACCGACUUGUAAUACCUCGUCGAGCCACUAGAGGUGCACGCCGUCGCGUCUGAACCGUCCAGCGGUACGGGCCCCCAUGGGAUCAGGGGUGCUGUUACUACAUAGGGUGGCUUUAACCGGCUAGUCUCAGUGAGAUGCGACGUAAUCUCUCUCGUUUUUAGAGAAACUGGUGAUGGGACGGAACCGAAAAUGAUUAAACUUUGAUUUUAAAGCUGAAGAAACGACAACUGGCCGCUUUUCUGGCCAUUUCAGGCUUCUGAGCGUUUUCACUACCAUGUUUUAUUGUGUGUUGAAUGUUUGAGAGAAAGAAAGAUGAUAUUGUUGGAUUCAGCGAUUUCAAAAAAGAUGGAAUUGCAUUUAAAUUGGGGGCGUGGCCUGU